Molecule: messenger RNA, 827 nt
Organism: Vicia villosa (hairy vetch)
Lineage: Eukaryota; Viridiplantae; Streptophyta; Magnoliopsida; Fabales; Fabaceae
Product: probable glutathione S-transferase
Exons: 3
Coding region: 1-645 (214 amino acids)
Biological process (GO): glutathione metabolic process
Cellular component (GO): cytoplasm
Molecular function (GO): glutathione transferase activity
Source: RefSeq, a predicted model, not a curated record
AUGUAUUUUCUUGUAGUGGUAGGAAGUCCUUUUGUGAUCAGAGUUCAAAUUGCUUUGGCAUUGAAGGGAAUUGACUACAAAUUUAUUCCAGAAAGCAUAGCCAACAAAAGUGAACUUCUCUUCAAAUACAAUCCAGUUUAUAAAAAGAUUCCGGUUUUUGUUCACAAUGAGAAACCUAUAUCAGAAUCCCUUGUGAUUCUCGAGUACAUUGAUGAGACAUGGAAACAAAAUCCAAUCUUUCCUUCUGAUCCUUACCAAAGAGCUAUGGCGCGUUUUUGGUCCAAGUUCAUCGAUGAUAAGUGUGUGGCUGCGGCUUUGAAAUCUGUUUUUAUGGUUGAUGAGAAAGAACGCAAGAAGGCUAGUGAAGAAUUGUCGAACGGUUUACAGUUUCUUGAGAAUGAGUUGAAGGACAAGUUCUUUGGAGGAGAAGAGAUUGGCAUUGUGGAUAUUGCUGCUCUCUUCAUCCCUUUACUGCAAGAAGUGGCAGAGUUUCAGUUAUUUACCAAGGGGAAAUUUCCAAAGCUACACAAAUGGAGUAGAGAAUUUUCCAAUCAUCCAGUUGUCAAAGACACUAUGCCUUCAAAAGAACAACAAUUUGCAUAUUUCAAAGUUGUCACUGAAAUAUUUGCUGCUCUAUCAAAAUAGAUUGAUAACUUGUGAGGCAAGGAAAUUUGUGUAAGUGUUGGAAGUUAUUGUUGUUUGAGAUAUGCACUUUCUUAUCAAAAUUAAGAUUUCAAAUAGAAUAUCUAUAACUCCUCAUGUAUCAUAGCUCAUAAAUAAUGAUCCUGUAAUAUUGUUUUCACGUUAUAUGACGAAUGAAAUAAUAG